Molecule: messenger RNA, 1761 nt
Organism: Fopius arisanus
Lineage: Eukaryota; Metazoa; Arthropoda; Insecta; Hymenoptera; Braconidae
Exons: 2
Coding region: 187-1665 (492 amino acids)
Source: RefSeq, a predicted model, not a curated record
AUCUCCAUCACCCCCAUAACCCAAAUCACUCAUUCCGAUGUAUCUCCUGAAAAUGGAAUCUCCACUGGCCAAAGCACCGAGAAAAUCCUGAGAGGACGCAAAGAGUAUUCCCGGAGAUGCUUGAAAAUUCCCAGCGUAAACUAGCUCAGCUGAAUCCGUUGAAGGAUUGAAAAGAAACAUUUUCUCAUGCAGGUCCCAACCCACGCAUUACAACUAUGUGGACACUCGGUUUAUUCACCCUCCAUGUCCUCUCUUUUUUCUACCCAUUCCGCACGGUUUCUCCCACUGAUGACAGCUAAACCCGAGAAAUGGCACACAUACAUCGGAAAAACUUUGACGCACAGAGAAAUUACCAGCGACAUUGGUACAAAGGUAAAAAGGAAGGACUCGUCAGUCUCUCUAUUAAAACAUUCAGUUGGAAGACUCGAUCGUGUUUUUACAAGUGGAUUUUUCUCUCCAUCUCUCACUAUUGAUCUCCUCAAUCCAGCAUCACACACUAAAAAGUAUCUGCCAUCAGAUUUAGUUGGAAAUAAAAUACCAAAGCUCAACCAUCUUAAACCACUACCCAAGAUGCCACCCAUAAAAUCCAUUAUUUGGCGCACAUCAAAGACCAAAAUCUUAUCGAAAGGUGCUUAUCCGGAAGUGAGCUCCUCAUUCCAAAGUUGCAUGGAACUUUGUACCUCAGAAGAGCGUAAUACGCCUGGAGGACAUCCGCUCCACAAAGAUACAUUCAACUCUACCCAGCCGUCACCAUUGAGCAAACAUCAAGUUGGCAACGAUCCACCAACAUCUUCCAUCGGAGAUGACAUUAAACCACCGCCAGAAACUAAUUUCUCACCUAUCUCAACCAGCUCACCAUUUCCUGCCAUCCAUCAAUUGCCCGUCGACACAUUGACAGCAUUGAAAAAAAAUCUCUACAGUGAUCUACCCAACACAACGAAGAUGAAUUACUGGUGUUCACUCAAGAAACUGUCUACCCCACUUUUCAGCCCAUGUUUUUACACCACUCGAGUUGCUGGGGACGCUGGAGAUUCUGAGACGUCACGUUGCGUCGUUGAGUUUGAGAAAAAAUCUCUUAAAGAUUGUUCCCCCGGUGUGUCUGCCACACCAAAAACUCAGAAGCACUUGCCCUAUUUGACACCCGUCGACAAAUACAAGUUCAACCCACCCAGCAGAUCUGUCGAUAUUGCCGAUUUAUCAGAUUCUCGGCCCAACAUUCAGACCGUCAAGCAACGAUUAAGCAGAUCUCUAUGCAUAACUCAUAAGGAAUGGAUCAAGAAAUGCAAACCACUGCCAGUGAUACCUCCACCAAAGCCCAAACGAAAAUCUCGAGGGCCGGUACCACUCCCAGUUCUACCGAUGCCUCACAAAUCCGGUCAAUGGAGAUCUCAGAAAUAUUGUAUUCGAGAGAGAGUCACCAAGUGUUCCCUGGUGAAAUCGAGUAUUGCAUGUCCAUCAGGGAUGGAAAGUGCACUGGGAGAAACACCCUGGAUUCCAGCGGUGACCGAUAUUCCGAAGAAGGGCCGAUCGAAGACUCCGCUCGAGCGAAUACCACAGCCGGAGGGGAAUCUCUGCUGUCAUCUUCGGAAAUGCCAGAAUCUCAAGAAUUAUGAAAUGAAAAUGGAGGAGAGUAGAGAUGCUACGAGGGAUAAUAAAAAGAGAUGAUGGAGCUUUUCAGCCAAGUUUUUUUAAUAAAUUAUUCAGAGCAGGAAAUUCAUACCUGAUGCGUUUGGAAACUUUGGUUUUUGCCUUUUUAUCUGA